Phalaenopsis equestris is the source of this 1531-nucleotide messenger RNA. Its product is annotated as peptide chain release factor PrfB3, chloroplastic. The transcript has 6 exons. NCBI's taxonomy places the organism in Eukaryota, Viridiplantae, Streptophyta, Magnoliopsida, Asparagales, Orchidaceae. The record is from RefSeq and is a predicted model, not a curated record. Gene Ontology annotation, molecular function: translation release factor activity. Bases 166 to 1416 code for a protein of 416 amino acids. Gene Ontology annotation, biological process: translational termination.
AUUGAAAUGAGCACCAAGCCCAAAGCAAUCGGACCACUCAUCGCCGUACGUUGUAAGAUUUCGACUAUGUGAGCAGCAACGCGCCAGCCCUCCCUUUUUCCCAAAUUUAACUCGCGGUGCUUAAAUGGCAUCUCGUUUCCCUCCUCACCACCUCUGCUCGCUCCAAUGGCGAAAUCGCCCUCGGCGGGAAACCCGACGGCUUUCCGGCCAAGAAUGGUUGCACCGGUGAGAGUCCAUUUCUCUUUGGGCUCUUUUCGUGCUGCUCAGUCCAUGCAGAGAAGGAACGCCAAAAUAUUUAAAGAGUUGGGCUUAUUUUCAUUAAAGAAAAAGAUCGAAGAGACUGUCAAUCGUGCCGAAAUGAUGGCUCCAGGGGCAAUGAAGUUCGAAGAAGAAAGAAGGAUUAAGCAAGAGGAGGUUCUUCGGGAAUGCAAUCUGUGGGAUGAUGAUAUAACUUCGUCUAAUGAAUCUCUUAGUGCCUUUGCUGAUUCUAUUAAAGCUGUCAACAAUCUCAAAGACAUGUGGCAUAAGGCUGAAGAGGCGAAAUUGAUUACUCAGUUGGCUGAGAUGGAUAUUAUAAACGGUCGGCUCUUCGAGCAAGCAUAUAGUGCAUCGUUGGAUGUUAAUGAUUUCCUCGAUCGCUACGAGAUGUCUAAACUACUUAGGGGUCCAUAUGACAAAGAAGGUGCUUGCAUGAUCAUUAGAGCUGGAACAGAAGGCACCGCUUCUGAGAUGUGGACAGAAACAAUCCAGCUUAUGUAUACCAGAUGGGCUGAAAAAAUUGGCCACAAUGUGACAGGUUCGGAGACAUUUCCUUCUUCGGGAGGCGGCACCAAGUUAGCCACCAUUGAGUUUGAAAAGGAGUGCAUGUAUGGUUACCUUUCUGGAGAGCAAGGAAUCCAUAGAAUGAUCCACAGCUCUCUUGAUGGAUCUAUUAUUCGUGAGACUUGUUCAGCAAGCAUAGAUGUGAUUCCUCUUUUCCUUGAGAAUAUGGCUGAUUAUCACAUAGAUGAUAAAGAUAUGGAGAUAUCUUCCUCAUCUCAAGAGGAAACUUUCUGUAAAAGCAGAACUACAGUCAGCAUCCGUCAUAUUCCAAGCAACACAGUUGUGCAGUGCUCAGGUGAGAGGAGCCAAUUUGCAAACAAGAUGAAAGCUCUCAAUCGCCUCAAAGCAAAGCUUCUUGUGAUGGCAAUGGAAGAGAGAACCGAAACAGAAACAACUACGAUAAAAAAUAAUGAUUUAUUGAAGAAAACUAAUAAUAAUUAUGAGACAAGGAGGUAUAUGCUUCGCCCUCAUAAAUCAGUACACGAUUUAAGAACUGGAGUAACAUUGCAUGAGCUCAGUUCUGUUCUGAGUGGAAACAUUGAGCCGUUUAUAAGAGCUCAUAUCAGUCAGAGAGGAGGAAGAAAGGUUGUAUAAUUAUUCAUAUAUUUGAUUUUCUUUUUUCUAAGAUCUUUAUUUGUUAUGUACUUUGUGGUUGGAUACUUUGGAUUUCUUAUAAAUUUAUCAUUGUUGUAUGAGUGAAUUACAAACU